Messenger RNA from Penicillium canescens, 339 nucleotides. RefSeq lists its product as uncharacterized. Lineage: Eukaryota; Fungi; Ascomycota; Eurotiomycetes; Eurotiales; Aspergillaceae. The coding region runs from base 1 to 339 and encodes 112 amino acids. The transcript has a single exon. The record is from RefSeq and is a predicted model, not a curated record.
AUGGUGCGCAUUCUCGUGGAGGCCGGUGCGGAUCCCGCGCAGAAGAACCAUGACGGCGUGACUGCGUUCCAUGUGGCGCUCUGCGCUCUGGAUGUUAUGCAUUCAGACACGGAGAUAGUUCGGUUUCUGUUAGAGUCUCCGAGUGUACAUGGGCAGAGAGUUGAGGGCUCCUCCGGCGACAAACUAAAUUAUGAUCGCGCUAUUGCUCUACUGCGGCAGCAAGUCUGGGACUACGGAUGUCUGAUGGCUGAUCAUGGAAGUGCGGCUAUUAAUAUGCUUAUCGAGCGUCUCAAUGACAACGAGUUAGCCAAGCGCAUUAAACGGUUGCUGGCUAUAUAA